AUGAAGGAUGCGUACGAGCUGUUCAGCUGGCAGGACUCGCAGCGCUUGCGGGCAAUGCAGCUGUGGGCUGCGUUGGAUGGCAACGAUCCAGAUGCUCAGGGGCAGGCAUUGCUCAACACGCUCACAUCGUUCGCUUCAACGUACGGCAAGCCGUUCAGCAGCGGAAACGUUCACUUUUGUGCAGUGCUGGGCGUUGACUCAGAGAUGAACCGCUUGCGCACAGCAAAGAACUACUACGUAGAGAAGCUGCUGCCGUCCGUGUGCCGCGAUCAGCAGACCAAUGACGAUCGCAAGCACUUUCUGAAGGCAGGAAGACGGUAUCUGGCCGACGACCCGUACAGCCGGAUGAGCAAGACGAUCAACAUGCUGGCGUAUGGAAAGCACAUCGCCCUGGAGGCAGGGAACGCAGGCAACGCGUACUGGUCAAAGGACAAGAGCGUCUUCUACUUGCGCGGCCAGCCGAUCUACAUCUGUCGCUUCCGCAAGAUGGCGCAGCAUAAGAAGAUCGGUUUGCCGUGA
Messenger RNA from Macroventuria anomochaeta, 519 nucleotides. RefSeq lists its product as uncharacterized. The transcript is spliced from 2 exons. Lineage: Eukaryota; Fungi; Ascomycota; Dothideomycetes; Pleosporales; Didymellaceae. The coding region runs from base 1 to 519 and encodes 172 amino acids. The record is from RefSeq and is a predicted model, not a curated record.